UCCCACCUUUCCCCUGUCGAAAACAAUAACACUGAUUUGGCGAAUGGUCACAUUAAGUCGUUCCGUUUUUUUCCUCUCAUUUCCGUCCGCAAAGAUUUCGUAUGGUUUCCAGCUCCUACCGCUUUCCUCCAACGCCAAUUCCCGCACGUUCGUCGCUUGACAUACAGGUUAGUUUUCUCGGCCCCCAUCCCCGUCCACACGCCCGGGCUUUAUGACAUUUAAAUCAUCAACGAUAUCAUAAUUUUCAUAUAAUUAUUGCUUCGGCAUCACCAUGACAGACCCGAUGGAGCCAAAAAACAACGUCGACGACGUGACUACUACGUCCUGUAAUAAAAGGAAGCUGUCUCCUGAAGUGAAUCCUGAACUUACUAAUGUCAUAAAAAAGUUAAAAGAAAGCAAAACGCAACCAGACACACUUUGCCAAUGUCCUCAGAAAUGUUCAGAACGCGUACCACAGCGAUCUAAAGAUGAGUUAUUUAAAAUGUUUGGAGAAAUGGAUAAUGAUGAUGUACAAAAUAAAUUCUUACAGAAGUUUAUUGAGGCUCGACCUGUCGCCAAUCGAUUGUUCAGCAAAGAAACAACUGCUAAUGGUAAAUUGUUAAGAAGGAUUCAUUGCAAGUAUAGAAUUCCAUCAAUUGUACCAGAGGAUUUUAUGUUAAAUAUAAAUUGUGAUUCUGAUAAAGAUGAAGAAUCAGAUUUUGAUGAAACCUCUUCAGUAACAUCAAUGGACUCUAAAGAAGAGAAUGACAAGACCCUAGAAAGUGAUUCGACUGAAACUUCCAGAAAAUCAUUAAGUCGAUACAAUUGUGUAGAUGUUUGUCAAAAAGCCUUUCUUAACUUAUUUGGUUUAUCAGAUAAACGUUUAAAAACUGUUAGAGAAUUAUUGAUUAUUAAAGCGCGUCAAAAGCACAUGAAACGUAUGAUGGAAAAAGAAGAAAACCAAAUAGAAGUAUCCUUAGCUAAGGAUCUUGCACAGGGUUGUUUGCCAUUAAUGGCACUUUUUAACAAAGAAGAUAGUAAGAAAGUAUCUGACCAAUUAAUGACUGCAAUAAGCAAUGACAUAAAUUUGGUCAAUAAUUUUUUUUGUAAUCAAUUAUGGAAACCAGAGUACAUCAAUCAAAAGCCAUCUGAAUGAUUAAAUUAAAUUUAGAUAUUUUAUUAAUUUAAUUUAUUGGU
Messenger RNA from Sipha flava (yellow sugarcane aphid), 1176 nucleotides. RefSeq lists its product as uncharacterized. The transcript is spliced from 3 exons. The record is from RefSeq and is a predicted model, not a curated record. NCBI's taxonomy places the organism in Eukaryota, Metazoa, Arthropoda, Insecta, Hemiptera, Aphididae. Bases 272 to 1135 code for a protein of 287 amino acids.